This is a messenger RNA of Rhincodon typus (whale shark), 1929 nucleotides long. RefSeq lists its product as uncharacterized. The coding region runs from base 162 to 773 and encodes 203 amino acids. The record is from RefSeq and is a predicted model, not a curated record. Lineage: Eukaryota; Metazoa; Chordata; Chondrichthyes; Orectolobiformes; Rhincodontidae. The transcript is spliced from 5 exons.
UCGUCACUGAACUGUCAUUGCAACGAAUCAGGCAUCUAUAGCAACGCUGGUGUCAAUGUCGCUGUGGGAGUGUCCGCAUUUAGCCAAGGGCUGCGCAACUCGGUGUCAGUAUUUCGGGAAUACGUGUCCUGAUCGAUUGUUAUAAAACUAAUUGGAAGCAAAUGUCACUCCGUACUGGCAAGAAUAAUCAGUUUCCGGCAUCUGCUGAGCCUAAAGGAGCAGUUGUAUUCACAGGACCAGAUGCUUCAAGAGAUUUCAGACCAAAAUUCUCUGACUUUCCUUACUACAUUGGUGAGACUCAACAUGUAUCUGCUGAAAAUACUGGAAAUCUAAACUACUUAUAUCGUGCUGCACCUUAUGGUUCAUAUCAGAUACCCAAGCAACACUACGUGGGAGAGAUUGGCUGGGGAUGGUGUUUAGGCCUGAAACUAAACAAAUCCAAUCUCUUAAGUGGCAUGCAAUUCAAGCAAGGAGAGUUCCGACAGCAGGCUGCAGACAAAAUAACUCAUCGUUAUCAAAAUCCAUGGCAACAACCUCCAGCUGUUCUUGAUCAGCAAAGACUUGGCAGAGCUUUUCUGGCAUGGCCGCUUAAGAAAUUUAGAGACCCCAGAGAAUGCACAUGGCGUAAAAAAGCUGCAGUGAGCCCAUUUUGUGAGAGUGGCAUCGAUACUCUUUAUGCAAGUCAAGAUGGUGAGAAACAAGACAUCUGUAAAGAAGAAGACAAAGAUCCACUUGACCUUGAAGAACAAAGAUUCAUCUCUGAUGAUAUUUAAUUCAGGAUUUCCCACUCAUUACUUUUUUCCACAAGUAUAGCUGGAAAUCCAGCCAAAUUCUAUGUUCCGCAAGAUUAAUGACUCCAUUUUGACUCAAGUGGAAGUUAGUUUAUGUAAAUUUUGAAUUGACUUAAUUUGAAGUCAUUAGUAUUUAGAAAUCUUGUUAGAAGCAAAUUUGUAUCUCAAAUUCCACUAGAAAAUUAUCAGAGGUUUAGUCAUUUCUGGCAAAAACAAUAAAGCUAGGUUUAUCAAAGCUUCAGUUGCAGAAUAUUCUUUCUUUUAAUCCAUUGCUAAAGUUAAUAAACUUGCAUUAUUCACAGUUGCAGGCAGGCCAAGAGAGCUCAGGUUUUUUUCUCUUUGUGGUGUACGUAAGUGCCUUGUAGGCUAAAUACAAAGUUUAAAUCAACAAUUCCAUUAAUUCUUAAACAACAUAAGUGGCAAGUAUUAACAUUCAAAAUCAAUCCAAUGAGGUAACAGUUCUUUACAAAGUUCCUUGGGCACGAGAUUCAAACUGAACUAAAUCAACUUAAGAACAAAUGACCACGGGCCCAAUCUUGAACAUUCUAAAUUGACCCAUAGCAGGAGAAGUUGGGUAUGAUAGAAAAUUUUGAAGCCAGCAGUUAUUAGGUACAGAGAACAAUGGAUAUCAAGGUCAAAGUGAUCAGAAAGGUUCAGGGGGAGCCAGCUACAAUCAGCCUGAGAGUUGUGUAUUGGAGAAAUAUCAAACAAACUUUCUGGUACCUUGACUUCCAGCGAGUACUUGAGAACAUGCACUUUACACCUCCCCGGCAUGGCAACAGUGAAGGGUGUUGGCACAACUCCAUUGGAUGCUUUGAACCCAACUCAUGACCCCAUUGGCCAAAGGCCGCAGAACAUUCAGGAAGUUUUGGGGCGAGAAAGCCACUUGCUUAAUGAAGACUUGGAGCAAGACUCAUAGCAGAAGACUGUGCAGCAUCCAAAGACGACCCAGGAGAUGAUCUGCCCUGAUUUGCGAGAUCCACCUUUGUGGAAGAGAGCCAGCCCUAUGUUGGAGGGGAAGGCAAUUCCAACAGCCCAGCUCAAACACAUGGAUCAUGAUGGAUAAUGUCCUUUCUCAGACAGACAGAGUUAGAUAAAGAGUUUUAAAGAAUUUGGGAAAUGCUCACUUGGUGCUUUU